CAGGUGUACCGGUCCCUUAUGUCAACUUAGUCCCAAGUUCUAUGAGUGUCUGGUUAUCAUUGGAUAUAAUGCGGGAUAUAUAUACCCGACGAGAAAAUACUCAGGACUGGAUAAAAUAAGCCUUUUCACAAUUCUUAGAUUUAAUGGACUGGUGACGACUUGCGAGUAUUAAAUACGCUCUCCACGAGGUUUUUCUAUACUUUCUUGAUCCACCACCAUGACCAUCGUUGCAGCAUUGACGAACACCAAUCACCUUACAAGUUCUCAAGUUCUUGCCAUCCAGCAUGUCAUUAUUAGGAUCGGAUUGGAGUUCCUUUUCUUUGGAAUCCAUGCUCUGUUUUUCAUUGUUUCCACCUGGCUGCUUUUCCGCAAAGGACUUAGUCUAGUCCGUGCUAGGGUCCUGCUUCUUAUCCUAACGAGCGCCAUGUUCCUUGCCUCACUUGGCGUCAUCAUUAUUGAUAUGAUGAUGUGUCUGCGUCAAGCACGUUCAUAUGGAUUGAACGCACCCUCGACGAGGGAACUUAAUCUCGAACUUCGGCUCGCCUCUAAUAUCCUAAUGAGGAUCAAUUUCCUUCUCGGAGACGUGAUCGUGGUAUGGAGAACCUGGGUAGUUUGGGAGCACAGUCUGAAAGUCAGGCUAUUGCUUGCGGUAUGCAUGUUAGGCACGAUCGGUGCUAUUAUCGGAAACGGAACGAAGGCCGCCCUCGAUCUCGUGCGAGAAACCCCAGCGCCCAGCACACUGUCCCUUGUGCUGACGUUGCCACCGCUCAUUACGAAUCUUGUGGCGACGUUGUUGAUUGGCCUUAAAGUUCGGAACUACCGAAAACACAUCAAAUCCAGGCUCACAAGUAGAACGUCCAAAGCUUCCACUCGAACGGAAGAAGUUCUCAUUUUACUCGUUGAGAGUGGCUUUCUCUAUUGCGCGGUCUGGCUACUCAUCCUCAUCGCAGGAUUCGAUGUCAUGACUUCCGCUACAAAUGUGUUGAUUCUGGGUAUCGCUGUUAGCCUUACGGUACGUUAACAAUUGUACGACGAACCUGUUUUCAACGUCUAUGUCUUCGCGUCCUAGGGCAUCUACCCUACUUUCAUUGUGAUCAUGGUCUCCUUGGAAAAGUCGCAUGCCAACACCAUCUUCAGUUCCGACGAAGGCACAAUGCAAGUUUCUCAGCCAUUACGUUUUACGGAUGCGACUCGAUCCACUGAAAAUAUACCCCGAGUGGAUAAACGCCAGCAGACAUUUAACUCCGCAAGCACUCAUUUCACGAGCACCCCAUUUGCAGUGGAACCGCAACUUUGGGAGGGAGUCAAGGAAAGAAAGUCGGAAACCGGUCCUGAAUAAUCCACCUUGCAUCAGCUACUGUUUCUUCAUUCGAUUCCCUGUCUGCCUCCUACUUAUUUUAAGUCUCCCGAUGAUACUUCAAUGUAUGAUAUUCGUUGUCAAUUCACUCAAGUACAGUAACAUCAGUUGGUAUGCGAUCCAGAUGCAUCAUCUCCCACUCCAAGUAUUCAUGUUCGCUGUUGAUUUCAUUUGAACAACGC
This is a messenger RNA of Marasmius oreades (fairy-ring Marasmius), 1539 nucleotides long. RefSeq lists its product as uncharacterized. The record is from RefSeq and is a predicted model, not a curated record. The coding region runs from base 218 to 1021 and encodes 267 amino acids. The transcript has 8 exons. NCBI's taxonomy places the organism in Eukaryota, Fungi, Basidiomycota, Agaricomycetes, Agaricales, Marasmiaceae.